Manis pentadactyla (Chinese pangolin) is the source of this 1644-nucleotide messenger RNA. RefSeq names its product keratin-associated protein 10-3-like. Gene Ontology annotation, cellular component: keratin filament. The coding region runs from base 356 to 1174 and encodes 272 amino acids. The transcript has a single exon. Lineage: Eukaryota; Metazoa; Chordata; Mammalia; Pholidota; Manidae. The record is from RefSeq and is a predicted model, not a curated record.
UAGUGCCCCCAGGGGGCUCCCUACACCAGAGGGAGGACUGGGGGGUCACAGUCAGAAAAGCUCUGGCCUUACCUGCCCCUGAGCUGCACUUCUCCAACCAGGCACUCUGGAGCCAUGGCACCCUGACAAGCUGAGCCCCAGGUGUGCACAGGACCAGGCCCAGGGCUGGCAGAAGUGCAGUUAGGAAUAGGAUCAAUGGCUGCUUCCUGCAGCCAACUCAGACCCAGGACAUGCCACUGCAGACACCCUCUUUCUACUUCAACAUUAUGUUCUGGGCCAGAGAGCUUAUGAUGCAUCAACAGACACCAAAAUACAACAGGAGUUUUAUAGCUGAACACCUCGGAACAAAACAACCAUGAAUGAGAGUUCUCUGGGCUCCAAACACCAAGCAGGAAGGGAGCCUGCAGCAUGGGAGCCUGCAGUUGGGACAACACAAGCCAAGAGGGGUAUAAAAGCUGGCACUCCAGGCACCUCACUCACACACACUCACACUCACACACACAGUCACACCACCUCCUCCAGCCCACCGCCCAGCAUGGCCGCCUCCACCCUGUCCGUGUGCUCCAGUGACCUGAGCUAUGGCAGCUGGGUCUGCCUGCCCGGGUCCUGGGGCUCCUGCACCGGCCCCUCCUGGCAGGGGGAUGACUGCCCCGAGAGCUGCUGCGAGCCCCCCUGCUGCAUCCCCAGCUGCUGCCAGUCCAGCUGCUGUACCCCGGCCCCCUGCCUGACCCUCGUCUGCACCCCCAUGAGCGGCGGGUGCAGCCCCUGCCAGUCAGCCUGCACCAGCUCGUGCACACCCUCCUGCUGCCAACUGUCUAGCUGCCAGCCCUCCUGCUGCACCUCAUCCCCGUGCCAGCAGGCCUGCUGUGUGCCUGUGUGCUGCAAGCCCGUCUGCUGCAAGCCCGUGUGCUGUGUGCCCAUCUGCUCUGGGGCUGCCCCCUGCCCAGCUCCCCUGUGCUACCAGCCCACCCCCUGCCCCCCGUCCUGCUGCAGACCCUCCUCCUGCGUGUCCCUCAUCUGCCACCCCGUGUGCAGGCCCACAUGCUAUGCCCCCGCCUCCCCCUGCCAGCCCAGCUGCUGCUGCCCAGCCUCCUGCGUGUCCCUGCUCUGCCGCCCCACGUGCGCCCGCCCCACCUGCUGUGGCCCCGCCCCGGCCCAGAAGUCCUGCUGCUGAGUAAUCUUCUUACAGGCCCCACCAAAGCUUAGGAGCUCACUGCCAUCUGCACCCCCUGGGCUCCUCACUAAGAGCCAAGACAUCUCAAGCGCCCCACUCUCGGGCCCCUGCAGUGGACGUUUGGGGUCUCCUGUUCACCCACUGCGCAUUCUCCUCCUCGAAUGGCUCAUCUAUUUCCUCAAGCAGUGACUCCCCAGAUCAGUGCGCCCUGCUCCCCAGCCUGGGUCGGCAGUGACGUAGUCAUGCCAGCUGGACUUUGCAGGCCUUUGGGGCUUACGCGGAGGGGAGGAGAUGAUGUACUCGCGGCUGCUCCUGGCUGUUGCCCCGGACCCUGGUGUGGCCCCUGGGGGCUGUCAGUCCCUUCCAAUAAAUUCCUUUCCUGAGGAAAGUACCUAAAUGCAGUUCUAUUGUUUACAACAAAGACUCGGGCCUGAUAUUCUCCAACAUGAGGCUGGCCCAGGGUAAUUCCC